UGUAGAUCACAUAUAUGUUACACGUACAACAUAAAAAAUGUUUAAUGAGAGGGUCAACAACAAACCGCAUCGAGUUGUUUAUGUAAAUCGAACAACCCUCGAACCUUGGCAGACAAGAAUAGGCUAACUGAGAAGGCGAUAUGUCAAACACAGCAGCCGAUCGUCACCAACAGUGGCUACAAGAUAUUGCAAGUCGUCUAGGAAAAAAUGCCCGCAAGGUGGCGAGGAGACUGUGUGUCACCGAUGAGGAUAUCGAAAACAUCGACAGUACUCAUAAAGAUAACAGUGAGGAAGCAGCGUACCAGAUGCUAAGGAAAUGGCACCAGAACUAUCGCGGGAACAACCCUAUUGAUACCCUUUAUGAGGCAUUGGUUGAUUGUGAGCUGAAAGGAAUAGCUGAUACAUACCUUUUACGUAGGGUGCAUGGUGUGAUUCAUCGAAAAAGGUGCAAUAUUGCAAAGACGGUUGGCAACUUUGUUACAACAGAAGACAUGAACAAAUGCAAGAAACAUUUGGAAAAUGAAAACAGUAUUGUUCUUACAGGACUAAGUGGAAGUGGAAAAACUGAAAUUGCGAAACGUUACUGGGAAGAUAACCGACAAAAAUAUGAGUGUGGGUGGUUCAUUCACAGUGAAACAGAGGAAAAUAUUCGCAAUGCGCUUGCAAAAUGCAGUAGAAGGUUUCAACAUGUGGAUCCCGACGUAACGUUGCUACUGGAGGAUAUAUGCGAAGAAAUGAAACGAGAAUCUGACAGGAAGUUCUUUAUAAUAUUCGAUGAUGUGUCAUCUGCUACCCAAAAAAUAAUUCAAAAACAUUUCGACACGCGAUUGGCUGAUAAUAUAACCGUUAUCAUAACAACGCAAACAGUCCAACAUGGUAACGAGAACAGCCUAAAAAUUGAAGGUUUCAGCCAAGAAGAAAUGCUUGAACUUUUACGUGAAUUGGAGACGGAAACCUUGAGCAGUAAAGUUAAACUUUGGAACGAAAUGGGUCGAUUGCCGUGCGCCCUUGUGUGUGCAGUGUACGAUAUUAACAAACAGAAAACGACAAUCGAACAAUAUCUAAAAGCCGUAAACGACGUAGAUACAAAUCCUAUGAUCGAACAGAGAACACUAAACGCACUUGGAUCAGAUUACAACACACGAGGAUUCGUAAAAGCCCACGUUCAAAGUGUGAAAAGUAUGAUGAAAGAAAUAGAAGAAGAAUUUAACGAAGAUAAAGUUCAUGUCGCGAGGGGCCUGUGUCUGGUAUUUAAGUCGAUGGCGUAUAUGAAUUCGAACGCGAUUCCCGUUUUCUUUCUGGUUAACCUACUAUCCAUGAUUUUAGACCAACCGACACCAUUACCCGAGGAAAAGCUAGAGCAAUACAUUAAUCAAUUGAUUGAUAAAAUGCAAAAUCGAUGGUUUGUAACCAUAUUCAAAGAAGAUUCAGACCGAUAUUUGGACAGUCACGAUUUGGUUAAGUUAGCUACUCGAAUGCAAGUUGAUGUUGACUCUCGAAAUGAACCGCUUGAAAAACUGUUCAAAGCGUUACUAAGUUGUUUUGCCAAGGAUACAGGAUUCAUGGCGUACUUCAAAACAAACGCCGCACUUUUACCUCACGUCGAAGAGGCCUUGGACCGUGUAGAACAGCUAAGGCACGAUGAUCCUACUAAAAUGCAACGUCCUUAUCUCACGUUGAUGGAAAUUGGUCUGUCGGAUGUACUUGGAAAUGUCUACGCUAAAACCGAACGGGAAGAGCAAUCUGAGAAAAAGUUGGAACGAGCAGUUGAUCUGUUCUUCAGACUUAUUGACGCAAAUGACAAAUGUUUACAAAGUGGUUCGGAUUUUGAGGCAAUAGCUCAAGACUUUUACCAAAAAUUGCAGAAAUUGGUCACUCAAAAUGAGGAUGUAAACGUCCUGUCUAACUUCGUCGUAGGGUUAGUUCUAAAUAAAACCGACGUUGAGCAACUGAGACGUAUUGCUGGAGACAUCAAAUUCCCAGAGCGUGGGUCCCAGUUUCUAGUUGAUGUUGAUACGUACCACACACUAGUUGAGCACGGCGUUGCACUUCCUGAAAAGCAAUUGAAGCGAAUGUACCUUCCAGAGCUUUUUGCCUCUGUCCUCCAUGAGUACGGAAGAUUAUACUUGAAAAAUGCAGAAAAGUACGAGAACAUCAAAGAUAUCAAACGCAUAAAGAAGUUCAAAUCAGCCAUAAAAUUGUCGCACGCUAUAUGUCAAGUUAUUACCGAAAAUACCAAGGUCCACGUGCUCCACACAAUUCUCACUAAACGCAAUGCAUUGUUGCAUGGUUAUUCGGAAGAUGCAGAUGAUGAUGGCAAAGCAAAACUGCCAGAACACAGGCUAAUCGAUUUGUACAAAGGGAAGGAAAAAUACGAAGAGCUUCUCAAAGAAGCCGUUGAUAAAACAUGGUUCCAGCAUGGUAUAAUGAAGUUAGGCAAAGACGAUCCUCACCACAGCUGCAAAUGUAGAAGAAAGCUUUUAUACAUAUGCAUGAAAUUGCUUAAUCUCGAGGUGGAUCAGUUGAAACUGGAGGAGAUCGAGUCGUAUGGAAUCGAAUGCGUGGAUAGAUUGAAGAAAGAUAUGGCAUCUCAAGAGGAAACUAUGAUGUUGGAGAGAGGAGCAGAUUACCUUUUUGUUUGCGCGGAAUUCAAUCUAGCCAGACAUGCAUUUAAAGAUGCCAUCGAUGACUACAGAGAUGCCAUCCAGAGAUAUAAGAACAGUGCAAUACCCACAUGGAAGAAGUAUUUCAAGGCUGUUAAGGGUAUGAUCAACGCUACACAUUGUUGGAAAGAAACAUGUAAACCCGAAGAUCCCGAAGAUGUAUCCAAGGCUGUUCAGCUAGCGAAGGAAGAAGCCGAAAAAUUCAAGUUAAGCUCCCCAAAUAACUACGACGACAGUAUAAACAAAUGCCUUAAAGACUUUGGCAUGAAUUUAAACUAAUGCUAUAUACAUGUGAUUGU
Molecule: messenger RNA, 2962 nt
Organism: Owenia fusiformis
Lineage: Eukaryota; Metazoa; Annelida; Polychaeta; Sabellida; Oweniidae
Source: the annotation of a GenBank genome assembly